Blepharisma stoltei is the source of this 2105-nucleotide messenger RNA. Lineage: Eukaryota; Ciliophora; Heterotrichea; Heterotrichida; Blepharismidae. The record is from the annotation of a GenBank genome assembly.
AUGGAGCCGAAUAGCAGCAGCGGAGAUGAGUUUUUUGAUGCCUGCGAAACAGAAGACCAGAUAGAUUUAUAUCAAAGAUCCUGCACAGUUCAAUAUAAAGCAGAGGCGGUUUCAAUAAAAACUGAUUUCCAAACUAGUUCAUUUGAAAAUAGCCCAACUCAUAUAGCGAGAUCGUACACCGAAGCAGUCCCUCCUCUACCUCGUGCUCAUGCAAUGCCAGUAGAAAAUAAAUCAGUAUUCAUUUAGCGUAUAACUAGCUUCGCGAAUAUAAUGGUGCUAAUUUUAAAUCCAAAUUAUUUUAGAAUAUCAUCGUUAGCUAAUUCAUUAAGAUGCUUUAUUAUUGGCUCAUUUAUUUUCCAAAUGAUUCACACUUGUCAAAUAUUUUUCGAAAUGCAAUUUUUAACCCUUCAUGGAUAGAGGCCCAACUCUUUCCUUUGAUAAAGUCUGCAGUGAUAUUUGAACUGUCUAUUACAUUUUUCUCGAUACUGAAGGCUGUUUAGGGGUAUGAGAUAUACAUGACUUUGAGAUAGAAAAACCGAAAGAUCAGCCUGUAGUUUUGCUCGAGCACAAUGGCGACUAUAAAGUAUUGAUCAUGUAGAUCACAAAAAAAGAAUUUAAUGAAUUCAAUAAUUUGCAACUUUUAAAAUUAAUCAAUUAAAUUUGUUAAGAUCCUUCGAUUAACGUCCACUAUCAGGUUGCUUGCUGCCACAGCUGCCUUCAACAACGCUAAUGUGCAUUCGCGCCAUCUUCCUCCGGCCCGCCAAAGUGUGGUCACCUUGACUUUGAUUCAUAAUGAAUACGCUGGUCUUGAAGUUUGGACCUCGAUGACUAUUCUUUGAGCUCAGGUUAACUUCUUAGGUCACUAGGUAUCCUAAAGUCCCAGGAGGCAGGUUGCACCCUUCUGGAAAAUUCUAUUGGAGUCCGGUAGGAAAAGCCAACGGUGUCCUUACUUCCCUGACAUAGCUGGAAUAAUUUUACCAAAAAAAAACAAAAUAAUUAAAAUAUGCACGAGAUAAAUUAUCGGUUGAUAGACCAGAAAAUUUGAACGAUGCCAUAUUUUUAAUUAUCAUUUGCAGCUUUUACAAGAGAUUGAACUUCCUCACAGAGAAAAUAAUGUGAUUUGCAUAUUAAAAUUCAGCUAUGAUUCCCGAAAACUCACUGUUGGUGGAAGCAAUGGGAGAAUUAUAAUUUUCGAUGUAAAUCUUUCAGCUGGAGGUGCUAUUUCUAGCGUCCCCUCACACAUAUUGAAUGAGCAUAAUGGCCCAGUCACCGAUAUUAGCUGAAGCCGACAAAACAAUCUAUUGUCUUCUUCUGCAGAUGGAACAGUAAAAUUGUGAUCUUCAAGUCAAGACAGCUCAAUUGAUACGAUUCAACUUCCAUGCGAAGUGAGUGCAGUCACAUUUAACCCUAUUGAUUCAAAUUAUUUUGUCACUGCUUCUGGAGAUUUAAUUAUUCGGCUAUUUAGGUUUCCAGAUAAAAUAAUAGAAGGGUUUUACCAAGCUCCAGGAGAAAUUACUUCAAUUUGUUAUUCACCGUCAGGUGAAUUCUUAGCAGUUGGUAUUGAUAAAGGGCAGGUUGUUCUAUAUCAAGGAAGAUCUGACCACAAGCUAAGACUAGGAACUACCUUAAUAUGUAGAAAUCGAAGAGGACUUCUAUCGGGUGGAAAAAGAGUUACAGGACUAGAAUUUAUGGAUGAGGAACAUCUGUGUGUGACUACCAAUGAUUCAAAUAUUCGGCUAUAUAGAUAUAAAGAUAACUUAUUACUGCAAAAAUACAAAGGCACUGAAAAUAUCAAAUUUCCUAUUAGAUCAAGUUUAUCAGAAGACGGAGAGCAUCUUCUUUGUGGGUCUGAAAAAGGGAGAAUCUUUAUAUGAAAUACUAAUAGAUCAUGCGAUUCUCCUGGAAAAAAUAACUCCCAUGAAAGCUUUUGUCCUAGGAAAAAGAAGUGCCCUGAAUAUGCAGUUUUUGCUCCAAUUAAGAUAGUGAAUAUGGUACAAAAAGGAAUUUCAAAUGAAUCAACCGAAAUUAAGCAUGUAAUUUUUACGAUUGGCUCGAAGCAAAAUAUUAGAGUUUUUGCUAAUCAAUCAAAGUUAAAUAAUAGCUAG